AUGGAGCAGCAUAUGGUGCAAACCCUGAUCGAGAUCGACGGGCGGAUCCCCGGCGCCCUCCGCGUCGCGUUCGGCAUCAGCGGCCGCCCCACGCCGGCGCCCGGGCACCACGACGAGGUCGCGAACUUCGCCGCCGUCCUGCUCGCGCCGCGCGAUGGCGCCAGCGAACCCAUGGACUGCGACGAGCCGGUGGCACCGGGAGGCCUGAGGAUGGUGUUCGAGUCGUGCUACAUAAAGGAUCACGACGAGGACGCGCAUUUCGGGCACGCCGCGGCCGGCGUCGUCGGCGUGGCGGACGGCGUCGGCGGCUACCGCGACCGGGUGGACGCCUCCGCGUUCUCGCGCGGGCUCAUGAACAACGCCUACAUGGAGGUGGUGACCGCCGCGCCCGGCACGCAUGUCUGCCCCCGCACGCUGCUGGAGCGGGCGCACAUGAUGACGGCCGCGGCGGGCACGCCCGCGGCGUCCACGGCCGUCAUCGUCUCCCUCGCCGGCAGGACCCUCAAGUGGGCGUACGUCGGCGACAGCGGCUUCCUGGUGUUCCGCGACGGCAGGAUCCUGGCCCGGUCGCAGCCGCAGCAGCACUCCUUCAACUGCCCUUACCAGCUCAACUCCGAACGAGACGGCACCAGUGUCGCCGAGGCGGAGGUCGGCGAGGUCCCGGCGAAGGAAGGCGACAUUGUGGUGGUGGGCACCGACGGGUUGUUCGACAACGUGACGGAGGACGAGCUCGAGCGGAUCGUGCGCAUGGGCACGGCGCUCGGGUUCUCGCCCAAGAACAUGGCCGAAGUCAUGGCGGCCUUCGCUUUCGAGGCGGCGAGGUGCGGCAACAGAGACACGCCGUACAGCGUCUUGGGCCGGAGCGAGCCAGGGCGGGCGUUUUUCACUGGCGGCAAGCCGGACGACAUCACCGUUGUCGUCGCCUACAUUGUGCCAUCCUCCCUCUGA
Molecule: messenger RNA, 948 nt
Organism: Setaria italica (foxtail millet)
Lineage: Eukaryota; Viridiplantae; Streptophyta; Magnoliopsida; Poales; Poaceae
Product: putative protein phosphatase 2C 24
Exons: 1
Coding region: 1-948 (315 amino acids)
Source: RefSeq, a predicted model, not a curated record